UGGCUGCAGCAGCCAUAACUGGCUGGUUUUACUUAUUAGUAUGCUUAUUUUCUAUGUAAUUACAAAAUAAUGAAAUAAAAGUGUUGUGUGACACUAGCAUGUCUUAUCAUCUUUAAUUUUGCCCACACAAGGGUUCAUAUUAGUUACUUAGUAAAGAGACUCUUUUUACACAACCAAGUGUUUUAUUGAAUGAAAGACCUUUAUUGUACGUUUGUGCUCUAACAAGCUUAGUACAGAUCAUGAAUAUAUCAUUAUUCACAGCCGACGUUUCGGUGACCGUCUGUCACCUUCCUCAUGGGCAAUUCUCACUUGUUUACAUUACAUUGCAGCACAGUUGUCGCUGCUAUAGAUGCAUUCCCAAAUGUGCAAUACUUACAUAUCUACAAGGAACUGUAUCUACAAUGCGAUCCCAUAUAAUAUGUACAGGAGUAAUAAAUAAUUAUGCUAUAUGCCUAAUUGUGGUCAGUUAUUAAACAAACGCAGUUACUGGGUACAGACUCCUUAAUAAUGUGGCUCCAAACGUACAGUGUAAUACAUGUACAUGUAUGUACAUAAUAGUCACUUAGCACAAUAACCCUACUUCUUAAGAAUGCUGUCUGUUAACUCCAUGGUACAACAUACCGCGAUAUCUUGAUCUUGCAGAUUUUGAACAAUGGAACAAGUAAAUUACAGACUACCACAAGACUACUGGCCAAUUAGCAGGACCCAUUAUCAUCUGCAUACGUUCAGUUUGAAAGAGUCUUAUAAAUAUUUUGCCGUGCCCGUGUUGACGAAUUUUUGGACGUUCCAACGUUACGCUGUUUUCUGCUAUGACGCAAAGUCGAGAUGUCAAGGCGUGCUACACUUUCCAGGAGCCCGUGUCCUUGGGACGAGCUCGGAAGACUGUACUAGAAGGGAUCCAAACAGAAACCUUGAAACUUCAGUACUUCUCUCACGAGUAUGGCGAAGUUCCCAUCCUCUUCGGCUACUUGAGUGUCCGGUCCCAGGAUGCGGCGGAGGCCGCUAUCAACAGCAUUUUGGCCAUGUUUGAGGAGGAAAAGGCCGCCCUGCUUACGGAACGGACGGACGGCCCGGCCGGUCCGCGUACCUACCUCCACUCCAAGUACUCCCACCUUCUCAAACAGGCCUGCUGCUGCUGCUGGAAGUUUCAAAUGGAUCCAAGCAACCCGUUGAUCAAACAAGUUCUUACUUUCGACGUUCUUCUUAGUGACGAGAACACGAUUUCGCGUCUGAUUCGCGUCAUCAGCGAUAAGACCAACGGGUAUAACCUGGGCCUCGUGUCGCGGUGGUUCCUCAGACAACUUCAGAAGAAGUUCAAGUAUCUCGUCAAGGUGGCGGCAAAUACUUGUUUUUCUAACAGGGUGCAAUUGAUCAAUCAGUUGGAGUCGCCUUCGGGGUUCAACGGUUAUCGGUUCAGCUACCUGCACCUGGCCUCCUUUUGUACGCACCCGAAGCUGAUCGCCUUGCUGCUCCGGCACGGCGCGGACCCGGACCGAGGAUCGCCCCGCUUCGGUCGGCGGUGGCCCGUGGGGUAUCUCUUUCACGCGAUGUGCUGGGACGUGUAUAAGGGUCGCGAUGACUGUGCCUGCCGUGUCCGGCGCUGCCUGCAGAUCUACUGCCGAGCCAUGCCGAGGAUCCCGCUCCAGAUCCCGUCCUUCCACGACCCGAGUGACUCGGAGCCCGACCUGUUGGCCGUCCAGCGCGCGCGGUGGAACUCCUGGGUGCCCCGGGACAGGUGCACCGACCCCUGCGAACUCAAGCACCUCUGCAGGUGUCUCAUCAGAAAACGUCUGCAGGACAACGGGGCACUGCCAGGGGGCGUUUAUCAACUCAACUUGCCAACGCUCCUGCAGAAGUAUCUCGACUUGCUCCUUGAUUAAUUACAACAAAGUUGACUGCCCAAGAUUUCCUAAGUCUGUAGUUUUGGGGUAAAAUAAAAGGGAGAAAUAUAACAUGUUGUGGGGUGAAACGUACAAACCCUUUGUCUUUUUAAGUUUUGUCCCCAAGUCAACGAAACUGCUGAAAACGUACGUAUGAGAUGAACAAGAAAGGCCGACAUUUGCUUUGGAGCAAAUGCAGCGGAUGGCUUCGCCACAUUUUACGACAUGGCAGGGAAAGGAGAAACACAAGGGAAAACAAUGUUUACAUUGAUAUGACUAUAGUUUGAAGUGACAGAUAACUAAGAUUACAACAGUUGGAUAGCUAUCCCCUACAUUUUUGGUUAGGUUUUUUAUUUGCAUAAUGCAAACUGUUGAGUUUCAAGAUAAACGAAGAGUUUAUGCCCCGAAUUCCAAUGCUUGAGCAGGAAAGUUUGACAUACCUACCAAAACACUUGAAUGCAAGUCAUACAGUUUCCACCUUUUACAGAGAAAAUCAUAAUAUGCCUUUGUCAAAGUGUUUUAUUUUCGGUAGGGUUUGAGUGAAAUAAUCAAUGAUAAUGUAUCAAAAUACGUUGUACACUUGUUUUUAUGUGACUAGAAAAAUAUCUUAU
Branchiostoma belcheri (Belcher's lancelet) is the source of this 2491-nucleotide messenger RNA. RefSeq lists its product as uncharacterized. The record is from RefSeq and is a predicted model, not a curated record. The transcript has 2 exons. Gene Ontology annotation, biological process: intracellular signal transduction. The coding region runs from base 810 to 1880 and encodes 356 amino acids. Lineage: Eukaryota; Metazoa; Chordata; Leptocardii; Amphioxiformes; Branchiostomatidae.